UUCCGGACACCGCAGCCUCACUGAAAAGGGCUGCAUCUUGAUGAAUGCCAUAGACUCUAGGAAGCUUGGAAGGGGCGCGAAGGCAGCUGGAGUCCUCUGGCUGGAUCCAGGGCUAGCAAGACCAUUUCCCGGAAGUUCACAGCCGCUAGGGGAUCGCCGGCGGCCAGGGUCCUCCAGCGUGGGCGAGAGCGGCGUCUCUAUGAUCAAGGAGCCAUCGAGCGGGCCUCUCUGUCCGCCCAGUCAGACUGCGCAUGAGCGGUAGCGGUGGCCCCGGGAAGAUGGCGGAGGACGGGGAGAGAAAAAAGAUCCCUUUGGUUCCGGAAAAUCUCCUGAAAAAGAGGAAGGCGUAUCAGGCUCUGAAAGCAACCCAGGCAAAGCAGGCCCUUUUGGCAAAGAGGGAGGGGAAAACAAAAGAAUUCAGGUUUAAGCGACUGGAAUCAUUCGUACAUGAUUCCUGGCGGCAGCAGCGUGACAAGGUGCGUGUCCGGCGGCUAGAAGUGAAACCUCGUGCAUUGGAAGUACCUGAUAAACAUUCCUUGGCCUUCGUUAUACGCAUGGAAAGGACAGAAGGAGUGAGUCUGUUGGUACAGAAGACCAUAGCAAAACUUGGCCUGAAGAAGUUGUUCAGUGGUGUCUUUGUCCAUGUCACCCCUCAGAGUGUGAAAAUGCUGCGCACAGUGGAGCCUUACGUGACCUGGGGAUUUCCAAAUCUGAAGUCUGUCCGGGAACUCAUCUUGAAACGUGGCCAAGCAAGGAUUAACAAUAAGACUGUCGCUCUGACCGACAACACAGUGAUUGAGGAGCACCUGGGGAGAUUUGGUGUCAUUUGCCUGGAAGACCUCAUCCAUGAAAUCGCCUUCCCGGGCGAGCAUUUCCAGGAGAUCUCCUCAUUCUUGUGCCCUUUCCACCUCUCCGUGGCCCGGCAUGCUACCAAGAACAGAGUGGGGUUCCUCAAGGAGAUGGGUUCUCCUGGCUAUCGGGGUGAACGCAUCAAUCAGCUCAUCCGCCAGCUGAACUAGACUGGGACCAGGGUUCCCAAAGACGCGGUGCACUGGAAGAGUGCUUUUGUAUCUCAGAUGACCGAGUAUCUUCAGAGAAGAUGAUUUCUGCCUUCACACUGGAAGGAAGAGGCUGGGAGAAAGACUCGGGUCCGAGCAUUGUGAACCUCACCACAACCCAGUUCCAUGGAAAGUGGCUGCCCUGCUUCGUCCUGCCUGGUGUCUUGGUGUUUAAUGUUGGGUGGGCACAAAGUCCAAACACCCUUCCCACCGCUUCAAGACUAAAGCAAUGGACCAGACCAGGGCCAUACUUGAGUUUGGAAGAAAAGAGUCUUGGUUUUUACUUUUUAUUCUAUUGUUGUCAGUGCAGGUGGCUUUUUUUAUUUGUUUGUUUAGGACAGGGUCUCACUGUGUACAAUCCUGGCUGGCUUUAAACUCCAUAGCAAUCCUCCUGCCUCAUCCUCCUAGGUGCUAAGAUUACAGGUGUGUGCACCCCCAGCCUGGGAACUUACUCCUCAGACAUGAAAUGUGGUUAGGAAGUGACAAAAGCAGUGUGCGGUCUUGUGCUGUGAGGCCAUGGUGUGACCUCGGUGUCAGCUGUGGUCAGGCUUGCCUGUCCUGAGUCGGUGUGGUGCCGUUUGAACCCUGACCAAUCCAGUGUUUAAGAUGGGGUUGUCUACGCUAGGAAGACACAUGCCUCAAACCAUACACACACUCCCAUUGUGCUCAGAACUCCAAGGUGCCUCUUACGUGAGGACAGCCUGCUUUUAUGAGCAUUGAUCUAGCAUUCUGUGCUAGAAGAGACUAAAGUGAGAAACUGGGCCUUGUGUUACACCCCCUUAAUCCCAGUGCUUGGGAGACAGGCAGUACCCCCUUAAUCCCAGUGCUUGGGAGACAGGCAGUAGAGAUCCUGAGUUUCCUGCUCUACAGAGUUCCAGGACACCCAGGGCCACACACAGAAACAACUCAAAAAUGUAUCCAGGAAUUGCCCAUUAAAUUUCACCCUGGCUUUCAGGAUGGCCUAUCAGCCUUUCCUUAAAACCCGCACCAGGUGGUGGCACACGCCUCUAAUCCCAGCACUCGGGGAGGCAGAGACAAGCGGAUCUCUGAGUUUGAGGCCAGCCUGGUGAGAUCCAUGACAGGCACCAAAACUACACAGAGAAACCCUGUCUCAAAAAACAAACACACACCAGGGGUCCACUUUCUUAACCAUUGUUUUCCCUUGAGAUUUCCUGUAACCUUGGCUCCCUGUGAAACUGAGUUAGAAAUAAUGACAAGAGCCAAAGCCGUGUGCUGGUAGCACUUAAUUCCAGCACUUGGGAGGCAGAGAUAGGCAGAUCUCUGAAUUCAUUCCUGCCUGGUGUACAGAGCAAGUUCCAGGACAGCUAGGGAUACAUAGUGAGACCCUGUCUCAAGGGGGGAAAAGGAAAAAAUGUAACAGUGCCUCAGAACAUGCCAGUUACAAGGUCAGUGGGUUCCAGAAUCUUCCAGGGGUCAGUAACUGCUGUUGUAGAGCAUUGGGAGAUGAGGUAACCAAAAAUCCCUUGCAGUCACAGAGAAAUGCUAAAUGAGGCGCCCCUAGGCAGUGUCAGAGUGCUUCCCUAAUAAGUGUGAGGCCCUUUAAGAUAAGGGGCAUGGCUUGCGUUUCUGGCCUGAAAAGUGGAGCUCCUGGAUGUCAGAAUUUAAAACCACUUUUAAAAUAAUUGUAAGUAAAAGACUAUUUUUAGA
Messenger RNA from Peromyscus maniculatus bairdii (prairie deer mouse), 2726 nucleotides. RefSeq names its product ribosomal protein L7 like 1 (gene Rpl7l1). The record is from RefSeq and is a predicted model, not a curated record. Lineage: Eukaryota; Metazoa; Chordata; Mammalia; Rodentia; Cricetidae. Gene Ontology annotation, biological process: maturation of LSU-rRNA from tricistronic rRNA transcript (SSU-rRNA, 5.8S rRNA, LSU-rRNA). Gene Ontology annotation, molecular function: structural constituent of ribosome; RNA binding. Gene Ontology annotation, cellular component: cytosolic large ribosomal subunit.